This is a messenger RNA of Drepanopeziza brunnea f. sp. 'multigermtubi' MB_m1, 1593 nucleotides long. RefSeq lists its product as uncharacterized. Gene Ontology annotation, molecular function: 6-phosphogluconolactonase activity; protein binding. NCBI's taxonomy places the organism in Eukaryota, Fungi, Ascomycota, Leotiomycetes, Helotiales, Drepanopezizaceae. The record is from RefSeq and is a predicted model, not a curated record.
AUGGCCUUCAAGUCGCUGUUCCACGCGGCUCUUCUCGCGACCUCGACGGUUGCGACCAACCUGUACGUGGCCGAGACCAACGGCAACCUGACCACCCUCUCUCUCACCCGCACCGGUGACAAGAUCAGCCUCGAAUUGUCUUCCCGGACCGAAGACUGCAACAAGAACCCGUCCGGCCUGUACUUAGACGCCCCUAACCGGAUCUUGUACUGUCUCGACCGCGCCUCUAACAAGGACGUUAACGGCACCCUCAACUCUUUCUCGGCCGAUGCGACUGGCUCGUUGUCCGCGAUUGAUUCGAUCCCCGUGCCCGCGUCCGGAGUCUGGCUCCAGGCCUUUGGCGGCGGCGAUGCGGGAGCCAGGGGCAUGGCUAUGUGCUCUUACAACAAGAGUGCAGCCGCCAUCGUCGGCAUCAGCGACGAUGGCCAGUUCGACCCCAACGCCUACGAGUCGUGGUACCCCGAGACCGUCGAGCCCGGCCCGGUCACCGCUCGCCAGGACGCGUCCUACCUGCACCACGUGAUCAUCGACCCGACCGGGAAGUUCAUGCUGAUGCCGGAUUUGGGCCAGGACAUGAUCCGCGUCUACACUUGGGAUUCCGAGAAGCUGAUUCCCGUGGCCGAGCAGCCCUCGUUGCAGACGGAAAAGGGCGUGGGUCCUCGCCACGGCGUCUUCUGGACUUCCGACACGGGCAAGCAGUAUCUCUUCUUCGUCGGUGAGCUCGACCAGCAGGUGCACACCUACGAGAUCACCUACUCCGACUCGGGCCUGACCUGGACCUUCGUCUCUGCCGUCGCGGGGGUGGAUGCAGCUCUGCCGGCAGAGAAAGCCCCCCUCAGCGGUAUCGUCUUGACCCCCGACAACCGCUUCAUCAUCGUCUCUAGCCGUGACGUUUCCUUCAAGGCCUCCCCCAAGUACCAGUCCGGCGAUACCGACACCCUCUCCACCUUCUCAAUCGGGGCCGACGGCCAGCUCACGCUCGUCCAGCUCGCCCCGUCCGGUGGCUGGUCGCCCCGCCAGUUCUCGCUGAACAAGAAGGGCGACAUGAUCGCCGUCGGCCACCAGAACAACGACUCGGUCGUCAUCUGGCAGCGCGACCUCGAGAGCGGCGAGAUCAUCGGGGAGCCUACCACCAUAGAGCUCCUCGGGGCCGUCGUCAUGACCAUCUGGGACGAGACCGAAGGCGAGACCAAGAAUUACGAGACCCCGACGCCCGAGACCGAUCCUACGAAGGCCGACACCGAGACCGAUCCUACGAAGUACCAGACCGAUCCUAAGAAGUCCGAAUCCGAGACCGAGACCGAUCCCAAGAAGUCCGAAUCCGAGACCGAACCCGAGAAGAAUUCCGGGACCCAGAAGACCGAGAAGACCGAGAAGUCCAAAUCCGAGUCCGAGACCGACAAGUCCGAGAAGAAGACCAAAUCCGAGUCCGAGACCAAAUCCAAGGAGAAGGUCGAGACUCAAUCGACCUCCGGCUACCCCUCCAAUUCCGACACGCCGCCCUCGUGUGACGGAGGGUCAAAGAAAGAGAAAGGGGAAGAGAAAGAGAAGAAGAAGGAGAAAGAGAAAGACAAAGAGAACAAGGGCUACUGA